AUGAAAGCCAACAGAAUAGCAGGUUGUUUGAAUGAUACGAUAUGGAGGAAUAAGCAGAAAAGAACACAAACAAAAUCUAGAAUAUACAAAUCUGUUGUUAGACCAGUUAUGACCUACACCGCCGAGACGAGACCACAAACAAGUAGAACUCAAAGAUGCCUGGAAACAAACGAGAUGAAAACACUGAGAAAAAUUGCAGGAAAAACAUUGUGGGAUAGAGAAACAAAUGAAAGCAUAAGACGCAUAUGCGAGGUUGACAAUGUCAACACUUGGGUAAAGAACAGAAAACGGGAAUGGAGCCAACACAUAAACAGGAUGACGGAACAGCGGAUAGUAAAGAUAGCCCGAGAUAAGUCGCCAAGAGGUCGAAGAAGUGUAGGACGCCCGCGAAAACGAUGGAAUGACGACUUAUGA
Molecule: messenger RNA, 414 nt
Organism: Coccinella septempunctata (seven-spotted ladybird)
Lineage: Eukaryota; Metazoa; Arthropoda; Insecta; Coleoptera; Coccinellidae
Exons: 1
Coding region: 1-414 (137 amino acids)
Source: RefSeq, a predicted model, not a curated record